UCGGAUGGAGAAGAUCCCUAACUAGAGCAGGCACAGAGCCAGGGAAUAGGAGCGGCAGGGAGAAGGACGUACCAACAACAGUAAAUGAAUGAACCAGGGGGCGGGGAGCGGAGAAGCGUCACGAGCAGUGGGCGGGGCCACGCACGAGGCGCUCCGGGAUGACGCCAGAGCGACGGCGCCCGUGGGAACCGCGUGAGGAGUCUGCGGCCCCCGGCCCCGGGGAGGGCGCAGGAUCGACAUUUGUGGAGCUGUAAUUCCUGCAUCAAGGAUUUAUUAACAAACAAGGAUUUGGUGGAAGAUUUAAAGGGUGUGAAAGUUGAAAUCAGCAGAGCUGCUGCCCAACAUAAUAUGACAAUGGAGAAUGUAUUAGACCCUUCCAAAGAUGACCUGCCUCUCAUGGCCAACACUAACCACAUACUUGUAAAGCACUAUGUGUUAGAUUUGGAUGUGGAUUUUGAGAGCCAUGUCAUUGAAGGUGCCAUCAUCAUCUUCCUUGAGCCUGGAAGUGGAUGCAAGAAACUGAGUGGUGCUGAUGGAGGAGCUGGCCAGUUGGAGUCAAAUCAGUCCAACAAAGUUGAGACGUCUCAACCUUACCACAUUCCAGGUGGAUUUUCAUCCGAAAUGAGAUCUCAAGAUUUUGCUGACUGUGAUAAAAGUGAAAAGAACGCUUCUGAUAGAAAUGGUAACCAUAGCAACAGAGAACAAACUUAUGGGAUUUCUAGUUCAAAGAACUUCUGUGACCCAGGGAAUCUUGGAAGUGAGGAUUUUUUGCUUAUACUGGACUGCUGUGAUUUAACCGUGUUAAAGGUCGAGGAGGUAGAUGUUGCUGCUGUGCCAGGUAUUGAAAGAUUUACAAAGUUUACCAAGCAAACUGAUGUUUCUAAGGAGCUUAAAAAUCAGAUUGUGCAUGAACUUGUAACUCUCCCUGCAGAUCAUUGGAGGGAACAGUUAUAUUAUUAUGCUUGCUGCAGCCAAGCUCCUGGCUGUGGAGAACUUCUGUUCACCUCUAGCACCUGGAGCUUAGAAAUCAGGAAAAUGGGGGUUACAACAGCCACUGACUUUCCUCACAUCUUAAGAAUAUGGUACAAAACAAAGCCUGAGGGAAGAUCUGUUACAUGGACCACAGACCAGAGUGGCAGGCCAUGUGUUUAUACUAUGGGAUCCCCAAUAAACAACAGAGCCCUUUUUCCAUGCCAGGAGCCACCAGUUGCCAUGUCAACAUGGCAGGCUACAGUCCGAGCAGCUGCAUCUUUUGUUGUUUUAAUGAGUGGGGAAAAUUCUGCCAAGCCAACACAGCUUCAGGAAGGGUACUUGAGCUGGAAUUAUUAUGUGACCAUGCCAAUGCCAGCAUCUACCUUCACAAUUGCAGUUGGAUCCUGGAAAGAAGUGAAGCUGGAGCCCUGUUCACUGAAUGAACCAUCAACUGUGACAUCUUUUUCAUCUUCCGAGGCAGACUCUAGGUGUACCAGUUGGGUGUGUGGCCACAUGGAAUACCCCUGCCACUUCCAGAAUCCUGGUGCUGCUUCUCAAGCAAUUAUUCCUUAUCGGGUGUUUGCACCAGAAUGUCUCCAACACUUCUGUGAAGAGAUCCUGCUUCAGCUUAUUCCUCGAUGCCUCUCAGCAGCACAUGCAACCUUGGGAACUCACCCUUUCUCUAGGCUUGAUGUGCUAAUUGUCCCUGCCAAUUUUGCAAGUCUGGGGAUGGCCAGCCCACACAUCAUCUUCCUGUCUCAGAGUGUCUUACCUGGAGGGAGCCAUCUCUGUGGAACACGCCUUUGCCAUGAAAUUGCUCAUGCCUGGUUUGGUUUAGCAAUUGGGGCUCGAGAUUGGACUGAAGAAUGGCUAAGUGAAGGGUUUGCCACUCAUUUGGAAGAUGUAUUUUGGACUGAAGCCCAAAAGUUAUCAUAUGAUGAAGCUAAGGAGCAGCAAGAGUUGAAGGCUUUGCUCCGAUGGCGCAGACUUCGAGAUGAAGUACAGAACUCCUCAGAAGAGAUGCAAGUGUUAAGGCCCAAUAGAGAUGAAACGGGACAAGUGAGUGAAUCAGGAGCUUCAGUUGUCAAAUAUGGACUUAAUCCAGAAAAGAUCUUCAUGCAAGUCCAUUAUUUGAAGGGCUAUUUUCUUCUGCGGUUUCUAGCCAGUAGGCUUGGAGAAGAAACGUUUUUCUCAUUUUUAAGAAAAUUUGUACACAAAUUCCAUGGCCAAUUGAUUCUUUCUCAGGAUUUUCUUCAUAUGCUGCUAGAGGAUGUCUCAGAAGAAAAACGGUUUGGCCUGUCUGUAGAAGAUAUUUUUCAAACCUGGCUCGAUACUUCUGGAAUACCAAAGCCAUUGCAAGGAGAAACUCAGACUUGGGCGGAGAGUCGGCUUGUUCAGCAAGUAAAUGAUGAGGUCACAAAAUGGAUCCGAGUUAAUCUGAGAGCCAGGAAAAGAAGAAGGAGGGAGCAUGAAGAAGUUUUUGAAAAGCUUCUUCCAGACCAGCUGGUCUUACUUCUGGAGUCUCUGCUAGAGGAGAAGACAUUGUGUCCCAGAAUUCUGCAGAGUCUAGAGAAAACGUACCACCUCCGGGAGCAGGAUGCAGAGGUUCGACAUCGUUGGUGUGAACUUGUUAUUAAGCACAAAUACACUAAAGCAUAUGAAGAUGUUGAAAGAUUUCUUCUGGAGGAUCAGGCUAUGGGUGUGUAUCUCUAUGGUGAAUUGAUGGUGAGUGAGAAUGCAAAGCAACAACAACUCGCUCACAAGUGCUUUGAGAUGACCAAGGAAGACAUGGACAGAUCAUCAGCCAAGGUGGUAGCAGAAAUGUUAUUUUAAAGAGUGGCUAAGUUCUGCACCUGAAGAGAAGGUGAGAUGGGAACCUUAAACGGGAACUGACGAGGCUCUGAGAUCGUUGGCCGAGCCGCCCCGCUUAGGAAGUGGCCAUUGUCUAAGAGAUGAAGAGCAGGAAAAAAGACUGAAAACUUACUGAAGAAUGUACUUCACCCUGUCAGGAAUAUGAGGAUCUUCCGCAAGUCCUGAGGCUUGUCUACAUCUCAGGAACCUGUGCUGAUUAGUUUUGUCUGGAAGGUAAAAUCUACUUGGGUAUAAAGGAACUAUUCUUAUGAAAACUUGAGCUCUCCAGAAAAGUCAUGGAGGUCAGUGAAAGCUGUGUAAUGGUGUGUGGGGGUAUGUUACGCCUCUCAGAGGAUUGCUUGUUAUCCGAUUUGAUGGUUUGGCAAAAUGUCCUUUCUGUUUAUAGCCUCUACUCUUUCUAGUCUUCUCCAGUGAUUGGCUGGUUCCCAGCGGAGCUUCCAGGUAGCAGGUAGCAGGGCUGCUGUUCUGAGCUGUGGAUUGGACCCGCCCUCCGGUGCCUACUGAGCUGAUAACAGUUCUGAUUUUACACACUGGCUCAGUUCAGCAGGAACAGGAGUCGAGCCCGAGAGCAAAAAAGACUACGUCCCUUUUGUAAAGGGCACAGAUGCUGACCAGAAGCCAUACCUGGCAGGGUGAAGAUGGCCCCAAGCGCCUACUGCAGCAGCCUGAUGGAAAUGGCUAGUGUUCAUAGAAUAAGGGGACCAAAAAACUGAAUGUUUAUAUGAGAUACUUUGGUAUAUGUUGUUUUCAGAAUCACAAAUAUAUGCAGAUGUGAAGAGUGUAUGUAAGCUUCUAAACCAUGAAUUUGAUUAACUUACAAUGAUUUUUUUAAAGCAAUAUAUAGACUAUAUUUCUUUGUCUCCUGUUGCUUACAUGCUCUAAAAACCACAAAGACAUAUACAGGUGUUGUUCUAUGGUGUUUCUACCAAAUGAAACCUUUGCUGUAAUUUCUUUCAUCUUAUAACAGUCCAUGGGAUGGUCAAGCUCAUGUCAUAUAUUUUGAAUGCAAAGCAGUAGGAUUGCAAAUUCCAGACUUAAGAGUUACGGGCUGUAGACACCAUUCUUUUCCUGUGCCCUCCAAUGAAUCUUUUUUUUCUCAAAGCCAAGUGGCAAGGAAUACAAAGACACCUCUUUAUUGAGACUCUUUACAAGAAUUCCUUCGUUGGGACUGAGUAAUAAAUUUUAUUGCUGUUUCCUUUGCAGGAAAGAUCACAGAGAGAUUCUUUUAAUAUAUCUACUCCUAAACUCUGGUGGUACUAGGAUUUCAUUGACCCUGGACAUCAAAGGAAGGAUUAUAUGACUGCUAAAACAAUCAGCUGACAAGAAACAUUUAUUUCUUUUUUGCUUAUCUCUUCCAUAGGCUUCUUUCAACUGAACAUAUAGAAAAAGAAACUCCACAUACGUUUACAUAUAUGCUCCCACAUAGGACCUCAUUGUGAGAGCUCCAGCUUAUUCCACACAUGUCCUGAAUUUUUUGUGUGCGAUUCAGAUCUGCCAUGACAAUCUCUAUGCAGACAUGCAAGCAUCUGGUAAAACCUACUGAAAAGAGCUGGUUCCUUCAACAUGUGGGACUGAAUAGAUAGAGUUCAAAAUUUCCAGGAAGAAAGCACAGUGGUUUCUAUCUAGGGGGGGCCAGCCAGUGGCCAGAUGUAUUUGGCGCAGUUCUUCUAAGCCAUUUCAGCCAAUCAUGCCCAAUUUGUUUUCUGUGGAUAUCCAUGUUUGGAAUUUUGUUCUGAAUUUUUCCAGGUAUUUUUUAAAGGGCUACUCAGAGAUACAGAAUAAGUUUAAAAUGUUCUCCAAAUAAAAUACAACUUACAAAAAUGUUUCACUCUUAAGAGGUUUCUUUACAAACAUUACCUGAAUUUUAGGAGAUUUUUGAUGUUUUUAGAGAUCUUUCAAAUGAAAAAACUUAGUGGAUUAUUUAAUAUAACUUGUAUUGAAAGGGAAACAGUUUCUUCUAAUUUGAUAAGGACUCCAAUUGGGUAACAACACACGUGGAUUUAUUUCUUCAUUUCUGUGGGAAGAGAUAAAGACAUGAUUUUAGACCUUAAUGCAGAAGGAACACUUUCCUUCUCUUGCCUAAGGAGAGAUAAGCUGACCACACUUGACUUGGGACUGUUGGACAGACUACUGGUGCUUUGAAUAUGCCAUGGGAUCUCAGGAAUCACCAGCUUGUGAUGACUACAUCAGAAUCCAGCUCUCUCUUGAGCCCCAGAGCAGGAAUGGAAAGCUGAACCUUCAAAGGAAAAAAAGUUUUUGUUUUAAGAGGGUAGGAUUUGCCAGGGGCCCUUUACUUUCAGUCUUAUUAUCCAGUUAUAUAUAAAUAUACUUUAUACUUUAGAAGCCCUUUGUGGGUGAAGCAUCAGGUCUCAACUAAUUUGCCCCUAAUACUCAAAGAAGAUUUUCCUCCAAAGAUUUGCCUUGUUGAGUUUAUAAAUAACUACCUGUGUUUACCAUAUUCAAAUCUCUUUAAUAAUCUUAUGUAUCACAGUGGUAGGGAAAAUGGGAAAAUUUGGUAUAUUGUUGGUUGUUUAUUUGUUUUUUUUUUAAAUAAAACAAACCUAUUUUUCUACGAUGACAGUAGAAUAUUUUUUUCCUUUAGUAUUGUAUGUCUGUGAGUGACUGAUGUGAAAUGAGGAAGGGGGUGCACUAUGUGUAAGGCAAAGAAAACUUUUAUUUUACAUCAUGUUUCCUUGUCACUUUUUCCAUUAUUUACUGAACUCAGAUCAGCAUCUUCCUCCAAUGGAAUGGUAGAAACUAAACAUCCCAGUGUUUCCUUUCCAGAAAUCAAAGCCAAACCUCUCUUUCUGCCCCAGUCAUUAAGGCAGAGUCCUGCUGAUGAUUUGGGUAGUUUUGUACACAGGGGUCUUUUUUAAUCCCUUUUCUCUUUUAUGCCAUGUUUUACCAAAGUCCCCAAACUUGCUUUUAAUUACCUGGGUUAUGGCCAGUCAGCAACUUUAAAGUUCAGUCUUUCAAACUCAGUAAGGAUUAGGAGAUAGUUCCCUAUCCUGCUGAGCCAGCUCCUACACUGGCUACCAAAGUAGUUGUGCCAUCAAAUGGACUUACAGACUGCUAUUCAUUAGAGUUUUAUGCCCCAUUUCACAUGUUUUCACAGAGAUUAUGUGGAAUACAGCUUUUGCUACUUCUCCUUUGUGGAAAUAGCAAAAACUUAGAAAAUCUUCCAGGUCUAAAUACUAGAAAGGGAUUCAGAGAGGACACGCAUGUGACUGCCUUUAUAUACUAAGGAUUUUCUUGGAAGCAACAUAAAAAACAGGAUUUUAAAAAUAAAAAAAACCCUUUCAAAAUUAAAUCCAGUAGAUCGGAAUACUUCCUGCCCUUUUUUAUUUUACAACUUGUUUUAAAACAUUUAUUGUCAAUAAAAGAUAUCUGUUCUGGCUUAAAAAUUAUCCCACACCAACUUUAUGAUAUUACUAGAGAGAGCAACAGGCAAAGGAUAACUUUAAAAUAAAAAUUGAUAGCCUGGCUUAGAAAUUACCAUGGUUCAUCCUUUUAUCCUUGAUCCUAAAGCCAUCUUGAUUAAUAUGAGUUUUUCAUAGGAAGCAUUAAUGUAAUUCUAAUUCAUAGCAUGUUUAAAGAGAACUUGGAUAUCAUCUAGCCUCAGAGUUCUUAACUAGUUAUUUUUGUGUCAUGGACCUCCUCUGGCAUUCUCAUUAAACCUAUGCAUCCCUUUCAGAAUAACAUUUGUAAGUGCACAAAAUAUCUUUUGUAGGAAACCAACAUAACAUAAUAUAGAUUAGAACUGGAAAGAAUCUUUAGGGGAUAACAAGAGAACCAAUGUAGUUUUUUAGAUAAAGAAUUCCAAUUGACCUGGAAUCUUUUUCUCUUCUUCUCUUUACUACUUUUGUAUUUUGUAUUUAUUGUGGAACAGAAUUUGUUUGUUUGUUUUUUUUUACUUCAGAUAAUCUGAGUGGAAGAAGAGCUAUUGCACACAAAUAUAAAAGCACUACAUAUCACUUUUACUGGAAAUUAAUUUUUACAUUAGGUAGGACUGUACAGAAGUGAUGCAGAAUUAUUAGAAAUAAUACCAUAUACAGUUACAGCCUGAUGUGAAUUCUAUUCAGAACAAGAGAGAGGAGUACACAAAGUAGCUAUCAAGACUUUAUUUCCAAAGUCAGCAGUAAAAGCGGCAGCAUGCAAACGAAUAUUGGAAUUAAUUACCUUCCGGGGGGAGGGGAGGGUGCUGCUGCUGCCCACGUUGCAUUCUGGGAUCUUUAUCUUUUAAUUUUCAAUAGUAUCUUAUUUUUCCAAAUAGAUAUA
This is a messenger RNA of Sarcophilus harrisii (Tasmanian devil), 7122 nucleotides long. RefSeq names its product aminopeptidase O (putative) (gene AOPEP). Gene Ontology annotation, cellular component: nucleolus. Gene Ontology annotation, molecular function: metalloaminopeptidase activity; zinc ion binding. Lineage: Eukaryota; Metazoa; Chordata; Mammalia; Dasyuromorphia; Dasyuridae. Bases 349 to 2805 code for a protein of 818 amino acids. The transcript has 17 exons. The record is from RefSeq and is a predicted model, not a curated record.